UCAAAAUAUGGCAAAGGUUCAGGUGAACAAUGUAGUGGUGCUGGACAAGCCGUCUCCCUUCUACAACCCCUUCCAGAUCACCUUCAAGUUCAUCGAGGACCUGUCUGAAGACUUGGAAUGGAAAAUUAUCUAUGUGGGCUCCGCAGAAAGUGAAGAAUAUGACCAAGUUUUAGACUCUGUUUUAGUGGGCCCUGUUCCUGCCAGGACAAUGUUUGUGUUUCAGGCUCAUGCACCUAGCCCAGGACUCAUUCCAGAUGCAGACGCAGUGGGUGUAACAGUUGUGCUAAUUACUUGCACCUAUGAAGGUCAGGAAUUUAUUAGAGUUGGCUAUUAUGUAAAUAAUGAAUAUACUGAAACAUUAAGGGAAACUCCACCAGUAAAGCCAGAGUUUUCUAAGCUUCAAAGGAACAUUUUGGCAUCUAAUCCCAGAGUCACAAGGUUCCACAUUAACUGGGAAGAUAACACAGAAAACCUGGAAGAUGCAGAGAUCAGUAAUCCAAAUCUACAGUUCCUUCUUUCCACAGAUGCAAUACCCUCAGCAUCAAAGGGAUGGUCCACAUCAGAAAACUCACUAACGUGCUUGCUUCGGCAGCACACAUGCUAAAAUUGGAACAAUACAGAGAAGAUUAGCAU
Jaculus jaculus (lesser Egyptian jerboa) is the source of this 633-nucleotide messenger RNA. RefSeq names its product histone chaperone ASF1. Gene Ontology annotation, molecular function: histone binding. The record is from RefSeq and is a predicted model, not a curated record. Gene Ontology annotation, cellular component: nucleus. Gene Ontology annotation, biological process: DNA replication-dependent chromatin assembly. NCBI's taxonomy places the organism in Eukaryota, Metazoa, Chordata, Mammalia, Rodentia, Dipodidae.